AUGUCAGAAUCCUCGAAAUCAAAAUCUUUAAACUUAAAUCCGUCGCCCACUUUACAGUGCAAAGAUCUCCACGAAUAUCUGAAAAGUCGGUCGGCUCAGUUUUUAGAGACUUUAUAUAAUUAUCCUACGAUAUGUCUUGCAGUUUACCGAGAGUUACCAGAGCUAGCGCGGCACUUUGUAAUCAGGCUGCUGUUUGUAGAGCAACCGGUACCACAGGCGGUCGUCACGUCCUGGGUGUCACAGACAUUCGCCAAAGAGCAAGCCAAAGCAUGUGAGGCUUUAUCAGAGCUGUCAGUAUGGCAGGAGGCUCCUAUACCCGGAGGCAUGCCCGGCUGGAUGCUGGCACAGUCCUUCAAGAAAAACCUCAAAGUAGCUUUGCUUGGAGGUGGUCGUGCCUGGAGCAUGUCUUCAUCCUUGGAGCCGGAUGGUAAAGCCCGUGACGUGGCUUUCCUGGAUGCGUACGCACUGGAGCGCUGGGAGUGUGUACUGCACUACAUGGUGGGUAGCGCUCAGACCGAGGGGAUCAGUGCUGAUGCUGUUAGGAUACUGCUGCAUGCUGGACUCAUGACCAGAGAUGCGGAGGACGGGUCGGCUGUUAUCACUCGCGCUGGGUUCCAGUUUCUACUAUUAAGUACUGCUAAACAAGUGUGGCUGUUCCUACAACAUUACUUGCACACGGCGGAAAAACGGAGCCUCAGUGCAGCGGAGUGCCUCGCCUUCUUAUACCAACUUAGCUUUAGCACACUUGGCAAGGACUACAGCACAGAAGGAAUGAGUAACAACAUGCUGGUAUUCUUGCAGCAUUUGAGAGAGUUUGGACUUGUGUAUCAAAGAAAGCGCAAAGCAGGUCGAUUCUACCCGACUCGUCUAGCUCUGAACAUAGCGCAGGUGCGCGGAGGCGGGGCGGCGCCGCUGGCUGCGCCGGCGCAGGCGCGCGGGUACAUCGUGGUGGAGACCAACUACAGAGUCUACGCGUACACACAGACCAACCUACAGGUGGCACUGCUCGGCCUGUUCACUGAGCUCAUGUACAGGUUCCCUAACUUAGUAGUAGGAGUACUGACACGCGAGUCAGUCCGGCAGGCGCUGCGCGGCGGUAUCACUGCCGAGCAGAUCAUCCACUACCUCGAACAACAUUCACAUCCACAGAUGUUGAAGUCGGAGACAGGCGGUAUCAGGACGAGCUCGAUGCUCCCCCCCACGGUGGUGGACCAGAUCAAGCUGUGGGAGACUGAGAGGAACAGGUUCACGUACACCGAGGGAGUCGUCUACAAUCAGUUCCUGUCACAGGCAGAUUUCGUGGUACUCCGCGACUACGCGAAGCAGCAAGGAGUGUUGACCUGGCAGAACGAACGCUCGCGUACGAUGGUCGUCACACGGCACGGACACGACGAUGUCAAGAAGUUCUGGAAGCGAUACUCUAAGAGCUCUUAG
Spodoptera littoralis (African cotton leafworm) is the source of this 1434-nucleotide messenger RNA. The record is from the annotation of a GenBank genome assembly. Lineage: Eukaryota; Metazoa; Arthropoda; Insecta; Lepidoptera; Noctuidae.